CAAAACCCUACAAAUCUAAAUCAUGUUUGCAGCUUUGAGUAAGAGAUUCUGCUCGGCCACAAACUCUACUACUAAUCUGAACCCGGGAUCCAUUCCAGCAUCGGUCCCCGUAGUUCCGGCAUCAGCACAGGUUUCAAAGCUUGUUCCUCCGAUAAGAGGUUCGAUCCCAAAUGAAUACUUUGGGAAAAUCGAUUUGUAUCUCCACCGAACCCUAACCGGUUGCAAAAUUGUGUCGAUCUUUGGGGGAUUAGUCGGCGCCGGAAUAUUGGCUUACGUAGGGUAUCCUUUGUGGAAGGUGAAAGCUGCUGAGUUUCAGAAGAUGUCUGAUCUGCGAGUGUAUGAAAAGGAGAGGGAAUUGGAGGCCAUGGAAAUCAAUGUGGCAACCCAGGAAACAUAUUUGGAAUACAUAGCCAAGAAGCUCAAUAAACAAGAUAAGGUUGCCCCCGCCUCUCCGCCGCCAACCCCAGCCGCUUGAAUAGUUGAAUUUGUCUUUUAUAUAUUUUCACAUUGGAUUACUUAUUAUAUACUUCUUCCGUCCCAUAGUUAUUGUCCA
Oldenlandia corymbosa var. corymbosa is the source of this 553-nucleotide messenger RNA. NCBI's taxonomy places the organism in Eukaryota, Viridiplantae, Streptophyta, Magnoliopsida, Gentianales, Rubiaceae. The record is from the annotation of a GenBank genome assembly.